AUGAGGCAAUGGGCAACGGGCGGCCAACCGUGGUUGAAUUCUACGCUGAUUGGUGUCAGGUCUGUCGCGAGACUGCCCGGGACACACUCAAGGUCGAACAGCAAUUCAGUCAAGGUCGAGCAGCAGUUCAGAAACGAUGUCAAUUUCGUGUUCCUCAACAUAGACAACGUGAAGUGGGCGGCAGAGCUGGACGAGUUUGGGGUGGACGGCAUCCCCCACUACACCUUCCUGGACGGCGAGGGCAACGAGAUGGCGUACGUGGUGGGAAAGGUUCCCAGGAGAAUUCUCCUAGAUAAUGUGUCUGCACUUGCUCAAGGCAGGCCGGAGCUUCCGUUUUCGCAAUUUAUUUCGGAAGCGUCAGAUGCUGCUUUGAGGCAGGCUCCCAGGGUUGUGGAUCCGAGAGACCAUGGGCCGUAA
Molecule: messenger RNA, 417 nt
Organism: Closterium sp. Naga37s-1
Lineage: Eukaryota; Viridiplantae; Streptophyta; Zygnematophyceae; Desmidiales; Closteriaceae
Source: the annotation of a GenBank genome assembly